AGGAUAAGUACAAGCAGAGGGUCCAUGUGCCCAACAUGACAUCCCUGAGGAUCGAGAACUUGACCCAAGAGGACAAUGGGUACUACCGAGGUCGAGCCAGCUUCACUGGAGGACUGGAAUCUAGCCAGAUUUUCCACCUCACUGUCUAUGAGCCAGUGCCCCAUCCCCAGAUCCUGGUCCAGACACAGUCCAUCACAGCAGGCUGGUGCAACAUCACCCUGGAGUGCAGAGCUGGGGAGGUCACAGAGGACCUGAAUGUGACCUGGGUGAGCAAGGGCCUCCCCAGGGAGCUGGAGCAGAGGGGGACACCGGGACCAGCCCCCAACUCCUGGACCCUGAAUGUGAGCCUGCCUCUGAGCCAGCCCAAUGCCAACCUCACCUGUGUGGUCAGCAACACUGAGGACCAGAAAACUGUCACCUCAGCCCUUGGAGAGGUCUGUGCCUGUGAUUCAUGUGGACAGGCAAUUGCUGACCCCCUGCGAGCCAUCCUAGGGACCAUCGUGGCCGUGCUGUUGAUCCUCGGGGCUGGAUUAUGCCUAUUGAAGGCCAUUGGAAAGAAGACGAUGGAAACUGGAAGAGAGUGACAGUUCCCUCUCCCUAUUCCUUGCUUCCAUUCCUGCCUGUUGAAAUACUACCAUCCUGCUGAAACCUCCCUUCUAAAUCACGUGUUACAUGGAUCCUGCCUGGUUCCCAAAGGUUUGGAAAUGGUCAUUCCUACAUUUAACUUUUUCAAAUACCUUGGACAUAACUAAGGCCACUGCCACAGUCUGCUCUGGAUUAGUCAUGAAUCUUCUCUACUGGACUAACCUGGGGCUCCCUCAGGAGGGUGUUGAGGUUGUAGGAGGCCAGGAUCAACAAGACAACCACCUCUCUCUGUGAAGGGUCUUGGCCACCUUUCCUCCCACAACGGCUCAGCAGACUGAGGCCAUGAGCACAGAGGCGCUGAAGGUCUUUCUGGUGGUGGGUCAACAUGGAAGCAAGGGUGGACAUGAUGACCUCCCGUGACCCUGCCAAUGACCUCUCAUGACUCUCCCUGGUCCAGAGAUCUGAAGUGGGGACUUCCUCACCCUAACUCCAGCCUCACAUGGCUUGAGGACCUCAUGAAGCCUGCACUGAGGUGUGCGAGAGCUUCUCCCUCCACGGGGGUCCUCACCUCCUCAAAGCCUCAGCCUCCUGCCUUGGAUCCCAGCUCUUGGGUCAUGAUGGUCUCACUGAUACUUUGAACUGUGGUAUCUGAUAUGCUGGCCUAGAUUUCUGGUCUCUUGGUUCCCUUCCCAGCUCGGCUCAGCUCAGCUGCUUCAUCCCUGACCUCAGAAAGCAAAGUUAUGAGCUAUAGGCUUGAGCAUUAGCAAGCAAUGCUAGGAGCCUGCUGAAUGGUGCAUGGAUAAGGGAAGAGUAGGUGGAUUCAUAAUAAGGCUGUUUCUGACAUCUUUUCCCUUAGGCUGAGCAGAAAGCUGAGAGAGAAAAAGAUGACAUCUCCUCACUGGCAUCCCAGGUGACCGGUUAUGGUUGGGUGUCAAUGCCCAUCAAUCUAGGAGCAGUGACCACCCAUUAACCCUUCCCAUCCCACCUAAAGCAGGGAAUGAAAAAAAGGAAAGGAACUGGAAUUUCCAAGCCUAUAGUGAACAAGGUUUUGUCCUUUGUUAUUAGUGUCACUGAGCUGAUUCCAACUCCUGGAGACCUUAUGUAUGGCAGAGCUGAACUCUGCCUGGUCUUCUUGCACCAUCCUCUCAUCUUGUGGCACUGUAUCAGGCAAUGCUCUACUGCUAUUCAUGUUGUUUUUGUGGCCGUUUUUUGGGUGUAGGUGGCCUGGUCCUUCUUCCUAGUCUGUCUUAGUCUGGAAGACCUGCUGAAACUUGCCUACCAUGGGUGACUCUGCUGGUAUUUGAUAUACUGGUGACAUAGCUCCCACCAUCACAGCAACACAUAGCCACCGCAGUAUGACAACCAACAGACAGCUGGUGUGGUUCCGUGACCUGAAAACAAACUUGGGCCACAGUGGGUAGAGCGCUGAAUCUUAAGCACUAGACCAACAGGACUGGCAUCUUUUUCUUAAGAAUUUUACUAAUAUUAUUUCUUCUAAUUCUUUCAAGAACUCUCUACAGUAGAUAUUAUUAUGCCCAUUUUGCAGGAUACAUAACCAAUGUCCCAAACUAGCUGGUGGUAGAGCAAAGCUUUAAAUCUAACUCUGGAUGAUAUCAGCAUUCACAUCUUACCCUUUACCACAUGGUUGUUGAAGAACUUGGAAUCCUGGAAUAUUCUGAUGGUAAUAUCCUCCAUUUGUUCCUCUCCCAAGGAUCCUGGUCUUCUGAAUCAGAUGCCCCAACUUGGGAUGAGGUAAUCCUGAUGAUGGAUGAAGCAGUUGAUGGUUGAAAGAGAAAUCGUUCCUUAAGUGGACAAUGAGGCCUUGGUGGGUGGAAGACAUGGAAUGAGAGACCUUGCACUCUGGCGCAGAUGAGAUGAAGUGUUGCUUUUCCCUCUUCAGUCUUGUGGGAGAUCUUUGCUCUCAUAUAAGAUGUUUUGUGUAUUUCAGUAUCCCCAUCCUCAAAGCAGCUCCCUUGGGCAUUAUUAUUCCUAACUUCAUUCAAUAGGUUUUACAUAAGUCUCUCAUUUAGACCUUCAACAAAUCUACAAGGCAGAAAUCACCAUUGUACUGAUGGAAAAAUAAAAUCCAGAGAUGUUAAGUACCUCACAAAAGUUCUCCCAAGUAUAAGUGAUGUAGGAACGAUUUGGUUCCACGGGAGAUCAUAAUUUCACUCAUUUUGCCUCUUCUCCCUGAUCCAAGACGUACAAUCAGUUACCAUCUUCCAUUGGGUUAUCCUUCAUAAUGCAUCUUGUAUUCCAUCCUCCUCUCAUUUUCUUUUAUUCCUACCUUCCACCUGCAGCUGCACCAUUUUUACAUUUCCGCCAGCAAUGUAUGAGGAUUUCUCCACAUCCUCUCCAACUCUUACUAUUUUUUGAUUACAGUCAUCCCAGUUUAAGUGAAGUUGUAUCUCAUUGUGGUUAUGAAUUGUAUUUCUUUAAUGAUUAAUGAUGUUAAACAUCUUUUCAUGUGACUAUUGACCAUUUGUAUACCUUAUUUGAAGAAAUUUCUUUCUCUCAAAUUUUCUCUUGUGACGCAUUGCCUCCACCCCUCCUUUGAAUCUGCUCUUGUCCAGGUCAUCGGGAAACUCCACGUUGUUGAAUCCAAUGGUCAAUUCUCAGUCCUCAUUUCCGGUGAAUUCUCAGCAACAAUGGACCUUUACUUCAUUGAAACACUGUCUUCACCUUGCAUUCCCCACUCACCAUUCUUGUCUUCCUACUCAAUAGUUGCACCUUAGUUUCCUUUAUCAGUUUCUUUCCCAUCUCUCCAAGCUCUAAGUUUUGAAAUAUCCCAGGGUUCAUACCCAGACCACCCAGACCUCUCUUCACUAUCUACACUCAUUCCCUUUCUAAUGUUAUGGCCAUGCACUAAUCCCCGGAACCUGUGACCAUACAACGUUAUGUGGCAAAAGGGACCUACAAGUGUGAUCCCUCCCCUGGACUCCACAUUAUAAAUUUCCAACGGUUUACUUGACACCUCCACUUGCAUAUAUAACAGGCAUCUCCAGCUUGACAUGUCUAAAUUCAAACUCCCCAAACAUGCUGCCCAUACAGUUUCCCAGCCCAAAAAAUGUCACCUCAAUUUUUCCAUUUGUUCUGGCCAAAAACCUGGGUGUCAUCCUUGACUUCACUCUUUUUCUCGUACCCCACACUCUAUCAGCAAAUAUUGAUAUCACUUCAUUCAGUAAACAUAUUCAUAACAAAAUACCUGUCGCCACCCCCCUGGUCCAAGGACGAUCAUUUCUCACAUGUAUUAUUGCAGUAGCCUCAGUUUCUCUACUUUUGUCUUAAUCCCUUAACAUCUGUUAUCAAAAUAUCAUCCAUAGUGAUCUUUUCAAUACCUAAAUUGCAUCCCACUACUCCUUAGCUCAGAACUCCCCCAUGGGUCUACUUUAUCCGCAAGGCCCUGUACCGUCUGACCUUAUCUCUCAUGCUCCUUCCUCCCUUAAUUCAAUCUAGGGCAUUGGGCUUUUUUCCUUACCUUCAAUACACCAUGCAUGCUCCUGCCUCAAAGCCUUUGCUCUGCCUAGAAUUCUCUCCUUCCAGGUAUCUGCAUGUCUCAUUUCCUGACCUCCUUCAGGUCUUUGUGCAAAUGUUAUCUUCUCAGUAAGGUCUACCCUGACCUCCCUAUGUAAAGUUGCAUACUCCUCCAGGUGCCAUCCUCUCUCCUCCAUGCUCUAUUUUUCUUUAUAGUACUUCUAAAGGUUAUGACUCAGGGUGCAUUUAAUCUGGGUUAUAGUUAAAGACAAAUGGGAAUUGAGGCCUCGAAGCAUAAACUGCAAAUCCUAUUAUGCAAAUACCAUUAUUAUUCCCAGAUAACCGCAACACUGAUACGUUAAUGAACUUGCUCCAGGUAACAUAACUAGUAAGUGGCAGAGCUGGGAUUAAAUUUUGGAGUUGGAUUCUAAAGCCCCUGCUCUUGACAACUAUAUACUGUUAAAUAGAGUAUAGUCUAUCCACAUAAUGGAAUACUAUAGAUGUAAUAAGAAAGAUGAAUUACAUCUUUACGUAUUUAAUUGGGAAAUUGUCCCUGAGAUACUAAAUGAGUUAUGGGACAGAAUGUAUAGUAUUAUCCUGUAUUAUAAAUAUAUAUAAACAAGUGCUUACGUCGGCAUAAAGGAAUUCUAAAAGCUGAUAUGUCAAGUUAACAAUGGUUAUCUUCUAGAAUGUGUCUCUUUUUCUGUAUCAUCAGAUUCUCUAUAACACUUAUCAGAAAAAAGAUAUCUAUUAAAGUUUUUGAACGGGGCAGUGACAUGAGCAGAGCUGUGUUUCAGAUAGAUAAAGCCACAUAGGUGCAAACAGGAAGCGUAUCAUCUUGGAAACUCAUUAAGGUAUUUAUGCUCAUUUUCA
Diceros bicornis minor is the source of this 4932-nucleotide messenger RNA. RefSeq names its product SLAM family member 9-like. The transcript is spliced from 4 exons. The record is from RefSeq and is a predicted model, not a curated record. The coding region runs from base 36 to 584 and encodes 182 amino acids. Lineage: Eukaryota; Metazoa; Chordata; Mammalia; Perissodactyla; Rhinocerotidae.